AUGGGUUGGUUCACAUCCGACAACUACAUCACGAACCAAGUGGAAAUGAACACCACGGAAAUGAAAAUCCUAGCAGGCGCGUGCGUGACAAUGGUGGUUGUGAUCAUCGCGUAUCUCCUGCUGAGACUUCACAGCAAGUACAUGAAAAAGGGGAUCAAAAACGUGGUUCAACACGAGAUCCAACUGAACAAUGUGAACGGCGCAUGGACGUUGCCAAAUUUCGUUUGUGAUUUCUACAUAGCAAUGGAUGUGAUAUGCUCAACGUCGUCUAUAUUUAAUCUAGUGGCAAUAUCAAUAGACAGAUACAUCGCCGUGACGCAACCGAUCAAGUACGCCAAGCACAAAAACAGCCGCCGGGUCUGCCUGACGAUCCUGCUGGUGUGGGCCAUCUCGGCGGCGAUCGGGUCACCGAUCGUGUUAGGACUAAACAAUACGCCCGAUCGGGUGCCCGAUCUGUGCGUUUUCUACAACAGUGAUUUUAUAGUGUACUCGUCGCUAAGUAGUUUUUAUAUACCGUGUAUCAUAAUGGUGUUUUUAUACUGGAAUAUUUUUAAGGCCCUACGAAAGCGAGCGAAAAAGCAACGUGCAGCCCGCAAGCCCCACAUAUCGGAGAUCACCGCCGGCGGUAGUCUGAUAGAGAACAUUGCUCAAACGAAGGUGGCCACGGAGACGCAGCUGGACGGCAGCACCAAGAGUGCCGGUUCCUGUAAGGUCCUGCCAGACGAGGCGCCCACCAACACGGCGUCCGGUUCAAACGAAGAGGACGACGACAAUGCGGGGUCCCCUGACAUUGAUGACUGUCAUGUGAUUGUGAACGAUAAAUCAACAGAAUUUAUGUUGGCCACGGUCGUGGAAGAAGCUGGAAAGUAUGUGUGUCACAUUUUUCGUUUGUUCUGUGAUCUGAAGCUUUCGUUCUGUUUUCCCGAAGCUCGGUUGUAG
Messenger RNA from Ochlerotatus camptorhynchus, 939 nucleotides. RefSeq names its product dopamine D2-like receptor. Gene Ontology annotation, cellular component: plasma membrane. Gene Ontology annotation, biological process: adenylate cyclase-activating adrenergic receptor signaling pathway. The transcript has 5 exons. Bases 1 to 939 code for a protein of 312 amino acids. Lineage: Eukaryota; Metazoa; Arthropoda; Insecta; Diptera; Culicidae. The record is from RefSeq and is a predicted model, not a curated record. Gene Ontology annotation, molecular function: G protein-coupled receptor activity; dopamine neurotransmitter receptor activity, coupled via Gi/Go.